This is a messenger RNA of Esox lucius (northern pike), 8446 nucleotides long. Its product is annotated as latent-transforming growth factor beta-binding protein 4. The record is from RefSeq and is a predicted model, not a curated record. The transcript has 40 exons. The coding region runs from base 51 to 6575 and encodes 2174 amino acids. Gene Ontology annotation, molecular function: protein binding; calcium ion binding. Lineage: Eukaryota; Metazoa; Chordata; Actinopteri; Esociformes; Esocidae.
ACAGUUCCUCGUUGCUCCUGGUUCUUGUAACGCAGACAAUAAAUCUGAAGAUGCCCAGAAGGAGAUACGCUCACUUUUUAAUUGUUGGGGUGACAUUUAUUUUAUGUCUUACAUUUUCGAAAUCAGAUGGGACACUAGGGAAGCGUGCAACCCAUAAAAGAGUGCAGGAUAUACAGAGGGAAACGGCGAGCAGGUACUACCACGGAACCGUAAAUUAUCAAGUUUAUCACACUCAGUGGAGGACGACGACUUCAAAACCCACGUUGAAACAGAAACAGUCCCGUUUCAAGGGACAGAAACAUUGGAAGCACGGAGCUAAUAUGACGAUUUAUUUAAAUGGGCCCAACAUUUGUGGAGACAGGUGUUGCCUCGGAUGGACCAUUUCAUCCAAAACUCAAAAAUGCACCAAGCCAAGGUGUCUUCCUCGCUGCCACAAUAGAGCGGUGUGCAGGCAGCCAAACAUCUGUGAGUGCCGGCCUGGUUUCUCCGGGGCUCGCUGUGAGUUUGCCAGCGUGAGCUAUGGCCUGGUAGGCCAUCCCGGGCCCUUCCUGCGCCCCACCAGCCCCAUGUUCAGAACCCCCACCCUCCCACCAAGUACCCCCGUCUCACCUUCCUCCACCACCUUGCCAACCAGCCUCACCCUCCAACCAAGUACCCCCGUCUCACCUUCCUCCACUACCCUGCCAACCAGCCUCACCCUCCAACCAAGUACCCCCGUCUCACCUUCCUCCACCACCCUGCCAACCAGCCUCACCCUCCAACCAAGUACCCCCGUCUCACCUUCCUCCACUACCUUGCCAACCAGCCUCACCCUCCAACCAAGUACCCCCGUCUCACCUUCCCCAACCACCCUAGUUCCAUCUGAGACUUUAGCUGCAUGGAAGACAUCAGCCAGCGCCACAAAGCCUGAGACCAGGACCCAUUACACAGGACGCGGGCAGCCUCUCAUUCUGAAGGAGAGCCAGUCAUUGCUGCUGAAGAAGGCCUUGGCCCGGAGUGGACAUGGUGACAAGAUGACCACCAUCCUGAUGAAAUACAUUGAGGCAGAGAGCAAGAAGCUCCGUUCAGCCUCAUCACUGUCAGGCAGCCAGACCACCAGUGUCAAACACUUCCACACCCAGAAGGGCCAGUACACUGUUCACUUCAAAACAUACGCAGCCAGCAACCAGACCACCGGCCUCCGAGAAGCAACGGGCAUCGGGGGAGGGAGAGGGGCCGAGCGCAUCAAGGUCCUCUUCACGCCAACCAUCUGCAAGGUGCGCUGUACCAAUGGACGCUGCACAAACUUCUGUGAGCGGGGCAACAUGACCACGCUCUACAACAGCGACCAGGGCCAGGCUUCUCUGGGGCCAGGCUUCAGAGUCUUCCUUUGCCCCAUGUUGUGUCAGAAUGGAGGGGUCUGCAUCCAGAAGGACCGCUGCCUCUGUCCUCCCACCUUCACCGGCAAGUUCUGCCACAUCCCAGUGGCCACGCCCUCCACUAAUGACAUCGAGAAGCCGCCACCCAGCCCAUCUGUCUUGGCCACUCAGCAGCUGCUGACCCAGUCGGAGUACCUUCUCCCCCUGCACAGUCAACAGCAGAGCCAUGGUGUGUCUGGCUCAUCCAUGGUGAAGGUACGGGUGCGGCACCCCCCAGAGGCCAGUGUGAAGAUCCACCAGGUGCUGAAGGUGGGCUACGGGCCAGGCACGGACCGCGAGCAGCCGGAGACUGUCACCAGGUCCGCGGGCCUCUCCGGGGCCAGAGCGGGUCUUUUGCCGGGGGAGAGGGCUGAGGCCCCACCGCCGAAAGCCAGUGUCCAGGCCCAAACCCUCCGCGGUGACUCCAUCCACACAGAGGCCUCUGGGUUCAAGUACUGCUUCAGGGAGGUCCGUAACGGCCAGUGCAGCUCCCCCCUCCCAGGACUCAGGAGUCAGGACACCUGCUGCAGAGGGAUUGGGCUGGCCUGGGGCAUUAACCAGUGUGUCCUGUGCCCCGCCAACACAGGAGGUGGAGUCAAUGGGAGCUGUCCAGCGGGAUUUAACAGGAUCAACGGCACCCAGUGUGUUGAUGUUAAUGAGUGUUUGCAGCCUGGCUUCUGUGAAAAUGGAAAUUGUGUGAACACUCGGGGGAGCUACAGUUGUGUCUGCAGGCAGGGGUACAUACUGGACGCCUCGCACGGGAUCUGUGUCUCCCACAAGGUGAUAUCUGAGGAUAAGGGUCAGUGCUAUCGCAUCCUGACCUCCGGCUCCGGCCCUGGGAGUUGCUCUGUGCCCAUCCUAAGGAACAUCACCAAGCAGAUCUGCUGCUGCAGCCGUGUGGGAAAGGCCUGGGGCAAGACCUGUGAGAGGUGUCCCUACUUCGGGUCAGUUGCUUUCAAGGAGAUCUGCCCAGCCGGGCCCGGAUACCACUACUCUUCCUCGGCCAUAAAGUUCAACCAGAGGGUGUUGGAGCAGCUGGGGACUGGAGGUCCCCCGGUCAUAUCCCAAAGCACCCCACAGACCCAGGCUCAGGGAGCAGGUAACGCUCGACUCACCACUCAGCCCAGACCCCAGCAGCCGUCCAGAGGAGCUUCUCUGCCCCAUGAGGGCGGAGCACACACCCCAGCCAGCGCCGUGCCUCAGCUUGGGCCCCGGACACAGACAAACCGGACUCCAGUGAGACCUUCCCCAAUCACGGCUCGCCCACCCAUCACCAGACCAGUUCGGGGUGUGUGUGACGCCAGGCCCCAGGUGUGUGGCCAGGGAAGUUGUGUGGACCUGCCUGCAGGGAGACACACCUGCGUCUGUAACCAGGGAUACCAACUCAACGCUCUGCAAACUCAGUGUCAAGACAUAGACGAGUGCAGGACUUCUCGUCCGCCCUGCGGCAGUGGACGAUGCCAUAACACGGACGGGGGCUACAGAUGCACCUGCCCCUCAGGAUACCAGCCUGGAGCUCAGUCCACCAGCUGUAUAGAUGUGGACGAGUGUCUGUGGACUCCACGCCCCUGUUCUGAGGGGACGUGUGUGAACACAGCAGGUAGCUACAGAUGUGUGUGUUUGCCUGGCUACAGAGCCAACUUCCAGCAGACACUGUGUCAAGAUGUGGAUGAAUGUCGACAGGUUCCAAACCCCUGUUUCAACAGCCGCUGUGAGAACAGCCCUGGAAGCUUCAGGUGUGUCUGCCGCACUGGCUAUAAACUAGAGGGAAACACGUGUACAGACGUCAACGAGUGUGCCGACCCAUUGAGGUGCCCGGGCCAAGCCUGCGUCAACUCCCCAGGGUCAUACAGGUGUAUAUCCUGCCCGCCGGGCUUUGGGAUUCUCAACGAACAGUGUACCGAUAUCGACGAGUGCCGUCAGAACCCCGGGCCUUGCUCCAACGGCCGCUGUGAGAACACCCCGGGCAGCUACAGGUGUGUCUGCGCGGCCGGAUACAAACUCCUGGGACAGACGUGCACAGAUGUGGACGAGUGUGCCGACCCAUUGAGGUGUCCCGGUCAGGCCUGCGCCAACACCCAGGGAUCGUAUAAGUGCGCGUCGUGCCCGGCCGGCUUCGCCGUGGUCAACGGACAGUGCUCCGAUGUGGACGAGUGCGGUCAGAUCCCGGGGCCGUGCACCGACGGCCACUGUGAGAACAGCCAGGGCAGCUACAGCUGCACGUGUCCCGCCGGUUACCGGCUGCAGGGCGACGUCUGCGCCGACGUGGACGAGUGCGCCGACCCGUCCCAGUGCCCCGGGCAGGAGUGCGCGAACACCCGCGGCUCUUACGCCUGCGUGUCCUGCCGGCCGGGCUUCGGGCUGGUCAACAGACGGUGCACAGAUGUGGACGAGUGCCUCCAGAAACCCCCCGUCUGUCCCAGUGGCCGCUGCCAGAACACGGCUGGUAGCUACCAGUGCGCGUGCAGAUCUGGUUACAGGCUACAUGGCGGCAUCUGCACCGAUGUGGACGAGUGUGAAAACGCCCUGCAGUGUCCGGGGCAGGAGUGUGUCAACACUGAGGGCUCCUUUAAAUGUGUGCCCUGCAGGCCAGGUUUUGAGGGUGGACGCGGGGGUUGUCAUGAUAUCGAUGAGUGUCGCCAGACCCCCUUUCCCUGUACCAACGGUCGCUGUGAAAACACUCCCGGCAGCUACCAGUGUGUGUGUCGCUCCGGCUUCAAACUAGAGGACAGCGCGUGUAUUGACAUUAAUGAAUGUGAAGAGCCCUCACAGUGUCCGGGACAGCAGUGUGUGAAUUCUGUCGGCUCCUAUAAAUGCAUUGCCUGCAAAGUUGGCCACAGCCUGCAGAAUGGCGUAUGCUCAGAUGUGGAUGAAUGCCAGGUCCCUGACACCUGUGGUACGGACCGGCUGUGUGUGAACACGGAUGGAUCCUACCGCUGUGACUGCAAACCGGGCUUCAGGACCGGCGGUCACGGGCGCCAAUGUAGAGACAUCAACGAGUGUCUGGAAGGGGACUUCUGCUUCCCCAAGGGAGAGUGUGUGAACACCGUGGGCUCGUACCAGUGUGUGUGUUCACAAGGUUACACCACCAGCAGCAACGGCAGCUCCUGCCUUGAUGUGGAUGAGUGCGCCCGGUUCGGCCAGGGGCUGUGUCCGGAUGGCCGCUGUAUCAACACGGAGGGCUCCUACCAGUGCAAGUGUCAAGUGGGCUUUACCACCAACCCAGAGAAGACGGCGUGUCUGGAUGUGGAUGAGUGUGUGGACUCCAAGGGAGCAGUUUGUGUGUCGCAGCGCUGUGCGAACACCAUCGGUUCCUACCGCUGUUUCACGUCCUGUGAGCCAGGCUACAGGGUCACCCCUAACGGAGAGUGUGUCGAUAUCAAUGAGUGUGCCAACAUGACAGUGUGCGGGGAGAACGCCUUCUGCCAGAACCUCAUUGGAACAUACCAGUGCGUGUGUGACCAGGGCUACACAGCCACCAGUGAUGGGAAGGCGUGUGUAGAUGAAGACGAGUGUGUGACUAUGCAGGAUGUUUGUGGAACAGCGCGCUGUGAAAACGCAGAUGGUUCCUUCACUUGCGAGUGCCCACGGGAGGGGGAGGAGUUUGACACGCGAUCAGGACAGUGUCAGCCAGCUCGUCCCCUGUUUCCUGGCGGGCCCUCUCACUCCGGCCCCCAGCGUCGUCCCGGUGUGCCCCAGGUGUCUCAGCUGCCCCUGGCGCGCCCGGGCGAGUUGCGGGAGUGCUAUUACAACAUGGCGGAGCAAAGGUCGUGCAGUGUGCUGGCGCGCAACGUCACCUGGCAGGAGUGCUGCUGCACUGUGGGUCAGGGCUGGGGUUUGGCCUGCCAGUAUGACCCAUGCCCUCGGGUAGGCACAGCCGAUUACCAGGCGUUGUGUCCCAGCGGCCAUGGAUAUGUGACUGGGCCAGGAGCAUUUAGUUACCGAGACGUGGACGAGUGUAAGCUGUUCCACCCAGAGAUGUGUAAGAGAGGCGUGUGUGUUAACAACAUCCCCGGCUACUCCUGCUACUGCCACAUCGGCUACUACCAUGACACUGAGCUCCUGGAGUGUGUCGAUUUUAACGAGUGUGAUUCGGUGGAGGACAGGUGUCCCGGCGGUGUCUGCGUGAACGUGUUGGGCUCAUACUACUGCAAGUGUGAGCCCCCUCUUGUGUUGGAUGACACUCAGCGCAGCUGCGUCAACUCCACCGUUGGCAUCGGGGAUGAUGAGCUGUCGUUCUGCUGGGAGCAUGUCACGGAUGACCUGGUAUGUCAAAGCCCCCUGCUGAGACUCCGGGCCACCUACACGUUUUGCUGUUGCCUCUACGGGGAGGCCUGGGGUUUGCAGUGUGCCCUUUGUCCCACCAGAGGCUCAGAGGAGUUUGCGACUCUGUGUAACGUGGGCCUGGAGCGUUACGGAUCCGAUCCUGGACCCGGGAGGGGAGGCGGAGGGGGGUACCACGGGCCCUAUGGACCGGACUCCUUCUCCGACCCUGUCCCCCCAAGGCCUGACUAUGAUGACUACACCCCAGCAGGGGCCGGCAGCAGGUCUGGUUUCAGAGGCAGGACCCCCAGCUCCUACACCGUCCCAGAACGGCCCUACAGACCACCCUCGGGAUACAACCCUGAGCGCUACUACGACGAGGACCAGUAUGGCCCACCCGACGCUCCUCAGAGACCCCCAUUACGGACCCUCCCAGACCCUCGGUCCGAGCGUGCCUUUGGUGUGCGACCUCCUCCCCCCAUCCCAGAGGGACUCCCUCUGAGCCUGGCCCCACUUCCAGACAGUGACCCCUACAGCGAUGAGGAGGAGGGGGGCCCAGAACCGUGGCGUGCAGGCCCUCCAUUCUCUGACAGACAAGGGCCUGGCGCUGGUCCAUGGGGAGCCUUUGAGAGACGCUACGAGCCAUACGCCAGCCUGAGCACCGAGGACUGUGGGAUACUGCACGGCUGUGAGAACGGCAGGUGUAUCCGCGUUGCCGAGGGAUACACAUGUGACUGCUUCGAGGGUUACGAGCUGGACAUGACCUCCAUGACCUGCAUAGACAUCAAUGAGUGUCAGGAUCCAGACGACGUGUGUGUGAACGGUCGGUGCGUCAACACAGAUGGCUCCUAUCGCUGUGUGUGUCACCGUGGUUACGUCAUGUCCCGUCGGCCCGGCCACUGUGUGGCGGCAUAGCACUGCUACAGCCAAACGCUGCUUCCCGCUCAACAGUCCCACCUGCUGCUGGGAAAGGGUAUUACAUUAUUAUUAUAACACCAGCGCCCUCCGGUGGCCUUGGCAGGCUCUGUCAGGGUCUCAAUAAAAGUGCCUGUCUAUUUACUGACCUGAGACAACAGUUGAGUGUUGUCAUUUUUUUUUCUCUCUGAAACAACUUUUUAUGUUCUGACACGUAGUUUCUGAGAGCGGUUUGACUCCAUAGAACUCUGAUAGUAAUAUGUUGUGUAGCCCAGUACAGCACAUAGUCAGUACACAUUCUGUACACGGUAGAUCCAGGGGACUACAACUCCACUCACACCUUUCAGACUGCAUUUUGCAAGCAGCUACAUCAUGUCCUUUAACCAAGAUGGCUUUUGAAGGUGUUGGUAUUUAUGGUUGAUAUGAAAAACAGAAUGAACACACAUUGUGUUGAAUCUAUAUGAAAUCUCCCAUUGGGAUUGCUUACUUUGAGCUCAGUGCAGAUCUAAUCAUGUUCUGUGCUUGAGGCAGACAGGAUAAAGUGAACGGGGCUGAGCUCUAGGGGCCGGUGUAGUCUCUAAGACGAGUGUGACAUGCUACCGUUUCAGACCAGAUGAGCAGAGCCUUUUUCCAAGACAUAAUCUCUGUCUACGGGAUGUUGUGUUAAUGAAAGCUCUCUUCGGUUGGAAUGUACAAAGACCACAGCAAAAUCACCACAUCACUGAACCAAAUUUGUAUUCCUCUAAAAUGCCAGUGACUUUUAUUUUCAACCUUUUUUUUUUUUACUUUCAACCCCAUUGAUGUUAUGAUUGCUUGUUAUAUUAAUUUAUGCUGUUCCAUGUUAAGUUACUCUUUAUAUAAUAAUAGCUAAUAUUAUUUUAUAGAAAUACACAAUAUAUGGAAGAGGAAACUAGCCUGACGUGUCUGUACAUUUAUUUCUUUGACUUUUGUAACACUUUGAUAUUGAAAAUUAUGACAAUGCCCUUUUUAUGGAUGAGCUGUUUAAAAGAAAUACCAGAUUUUUUGCCUGUUCUUCAUGUGAGGUGGACCCUUUGGCCUGUAUUGGAAUGUCAAAAACGUAAACUGAUUGUAAUGGACCAAUGACUCUUCGUUUGAGUACAGGGGCGGGCACUACACUGUCCAAUCAGCCAAUAAGGGCUGUGUAUGUAAAUAUCUUCACAUUUGUUUUCUAGCACCCAUAUGAUCAAACUGAGCAUUUUAACUGUCAAGUCAGCUCGAAUAAGUGAUUAUUUGGGAGUUUUUGUCAUUAAAUAAGCACAUAUUGAAUCACAUAACGUGAUUAUUAAAAAAAGAAAAAAAUACAAAGACUACAUGUGGUCUUUAAAGCUGACUUUGCAUUUGCCAUUUGUUUUUUGGGUGAUUAAUACACGUGAUCAGUAUACACUCAGUGACAACAUACAGUGUUCAUAUUUACAUUAAACUUUUUUCUUUUCCUUUUUUCUCUCCACAAUGUAUCACCAAAAGGUAUCUAUUUCAGCAAGACAUCGAUGGUAUCUUCUGUCACUGUUCACAAAUCCUUUUGUUGUUUGUGAGUUGAAAAAAACCCCAAAAUAAUGUUCUAAUUUGAGCACCUAAAGAUGUAAAACACUAUGCACUGUUUAGGUAGAUAACCUGGCCGUUUUCUACUUCUUACACAAGCCUUUGUAAAUGUUUACAGUGUGUAUCUGGUAUUUGCAUUCAUUUUUGUAUCGCUGUUUUUAUGAAAACAAUAUAUUUGCACACACUCCAUUCCAAGUGUUUUUAUUUGUCUGACUGUUUUGAGCCAAGGCACUUAUGCCAUGUACACUUUUACUUUACUCGAUAGUUAGGAAGUAGUUAGCGAUCUGAUGCUGUUUGGGGACGUAUAAACG